AUGGCCCCUUCCAAAGUCACAAUCUUGGCGGCAGCCGUCGUUCGGCCCAUCCGCGUCGCUGCUUGCUUGCUUGCUUGCUUGGUUGGCACCGUCACAACCUCCGACGAUGGCUCGGGUGCGAGAGACACGGCAGGAUCCGAGGAUCAGCUGCAGGAGCGGCAAGGCGGCAAAAUCGUAGCCUUCCGCGGAUGCGCAAGUGCAGGAUUACAGUAUAUUUCGCCGGCGAAAGCCGGCCAGCCAGCAGAAGCGCCUCUGCCAAGCCUGUGGGCGCUGCGGUUUGCUGCAGGUUGCCACCUGCAAUCGUUGCACCUCGCAUUCCACCUCGCAUCCCGCAUCUCGCUUCGCCGCUCUCUGCCUCGUCGUCUCUCUGCCUCAGCUUCGCCGCCUCGGUUUAGCAGUGCAUGUCUCAGCGCUUCUAGCCUGGGACCGUUCAUCUGGGUUUCGGAAGCGAUUCUCGUCGUCACGGCAGCAGCCCCGACAGCGGCCCCGACAGCAGCACCCUAUCUGCACGCUACGCUGCGGUACAGCACGCUCCCCUUCCGCAUUCCUGCAGGCAGGCUUGGCUUCGACUCGGCUGUCUCUGCUUCGACACUGGUCGCGACCUCGCAACCUCCUUGCCUCGGUCGUCGCUCUUGCCGACGCGACAAACGCACCACCGAGUCGCUCCCCAUCCUCCAAGCUGCCACACCGCCGAGCAUGGGCUUCGAGAUCAGUCUAGCUUCGCUCGUCGAUCAACACGCCUCAGACUAUGCCGAUCUGUACCUCAACUCGAGUGGUGCCUCGUCGCCCUUGGCUCAGACCUACUUGAACAGCAGCCAGUUCGCCCUUCCCGUCAACCUCUCCGCGGUGCCCCAGAUCUUCGUGGUCAACCCUUCGACCGACAACAUCUUUCGUCAUGUCAACCCGCAGAGCGCACACGCCGCCAUCGUCGCGCUCAUCUACUUCUCCAUGUGGAUGGGCGCCCUCGGCUGGGACAUUGUCUCCACCAUCCACUUUGACCUCCGCCUCGUCAAGGAGACAUUGUGGUCCAGCAGCUUCUCCGCCCUCUACUCGGUCGCCUACCUUCUUUCGCGGUACAUGAGUCUCGCAUGGCUCAUCACCGUCGUCACCAACAGCGUCAUCAUGACCAACCGAUGCGACGCAUGGAUGAAGGGCAGCACCGCCAUGUUCAGCGUCGCCAUCAGCGCAACCAUGCUCGUCUUUUGCCUCCGCACCUGCUCCAUCUGGCACAUGAAGCAGAAGGUCGUCUCGCUCGUCGUCUCCGCCUGGCUCAUCGUCGUCUCGUUUGCCAUCCUCCUCCCCGUCAUGAGCAACGGCAACCAGCUGCCCACCUCCAACUUUUGCUCGUGGCACUUCAACGGCCUCUACGUCGUCGGCCUGUUUGGCGCCUUGCUGCUCUUCGACCUGCUCUGCCUCGUGCUCACCGUCUGCAAGCUCAACAAGGCCGGUUGGCGCGGCCUCGUCCACGGCAUCUUUCCCUCCAGCCGCUACAACUUGGACGCCGAAGACGUCAAGACCAUGCUCGUCCAAAAGACCACCGCCUUCUUCGCCAUUCAGUUCCUCUUCCUCAUCUCGGCCCUGCUCGUCUAUGUUCUCACCGACACCUAUUCCUACCGCAUGAUGAACAUCGUCGCCAGCGUCGCCGUGGCUAGCUCCAUGGCCGGGCGCAUCUUCAGGCGCGCAUGGCGCCAGACGCGAGAGCUCGCACCGCACAACCUCAACCGGCCGCCAUCCUACUUUCCCGCCUGGGCUGAAGAGCACCGCGACACCACCGGCUUCGCCCGCCCCGAACGACGAUCUAGCUCCAACCCGGGACUCGAUCCACGUGCCGAAGCCACCGAGGCGGACGCACGCAACAAGCGCGACCAUGACAAGCACGACUCGCUCGCCUUCUACGUCGAGGGCGAGUACAGGCCCAAACUCAAGUCGCGCUCCAUGUCGAGUCAGUCGUUGCGCUCCGUGCCACGCACGCCCUUGUCCGGCGCCAACACACAGCAGCAGCAGAUGCGAGAGAUGGAGACGGGCCAGGUGGGCGCCGACCCGCACGCUGAUCACGCCGGCGUCACCAUCAUUUCGCGCAACACGCUCGUGCCGCCCGCUGCGACCAUUCCGCAGAACGGUCCGGCUCCCGCCUACUCGCGCCGUCUCGGCUCGGCGGGCUCUUCGCAGCCCAACACGGGCGAUCAAAGGUCGUUGGGAUCCAGCCCGAGCCGCGAGAUGGCGGCGCUCCCGCGCGGCGCCAUCAGCGGCUCGCUCGUAUCGAUCUCUAGCCAUCGCGACGAUGCUGGCUCGAGCACCGCUCAGGGCGCCGAUCGACCGGGUCGAGCGAGCCACGAGGCGUGGCCCGACCUCGUCGGCGGCUUGGUGCGCGAGGACAAGACCAUCGCCCGCCAGAAGAGCAGCUCGGCGAUCGAGGAGCGACGCCGCACAUUUGUGGCCUCGCCGCCCAUGACGGCGCGCGUGGCGCUCAACAGCAAGGAGGUGUACGACGUCGACAGCGUCAAGGCUGCGGCGAGGUUCGGUGGGAGGCAUGGGCAGCAGCACGAGUCAUUCACACGGCCUGCCACCGCAUCCUCGGCGAUCCGAUCCGCGGGGCCGGACGCGGCAUCCUCUGGGUCGUUGCCAGCGCAGCGAAGCGGAAUGCGCAGUGAGGAAGGACGACCCAUGGACGACGACGUCCUGGGCAGCGGGAUGCAGCAUACCGGAGGGACGCGACUGGCGUUCCUACGGACCGAGCCAAGGACACAGGAGGAACGCACGCCGCGACCCAAGACGGCGCCGAACGCUUCGUCGCCUUCGCUCUCGCCGUCGGGAUCGAUCACGUCGCAGAUGACGGUGAUGCCGCGCGACUUUGGGCUGGACAGCGGCGACACGGAGCCGCGGCGGACGCAGACCGCGCCGACCUCGGAGGACGACGUGCUGUUCGCGUUUCUAAACACCGUCGAGGAGGAUGCGCAGGACCGAGCUGCAUCGUCGCGCGGCGGCGAGGCCAACGCCGACGGUAGCCCGUCCAGCCUCGUCGAGGACGGCCGGCCGCGUACGGCGCGCGGCAACACGGCGUCGAGCCGGCACAGCAGCGACGCGGAUGGCGGCUCGAGCGAUCUGAGCACGGUGCUCGGGCACGAGAGCAGCGCGCGGGCGUCGUUGCAGCGCACGCAGGUGUCGAGCGAAAAGCCGCGUUCGGGCUCAGCAUCACGUCGACGGGUGGGAACGAGCGAGAGCAGCCGAAGCGAGCGCAGCGGUAGCGGCACGCGGCCAUCGACGGCGGUGGGCGAGGCGGUCAAGCCGUUUGGCUACGGCGUCUCUGCGCGCGGUCCGCGAACACGCCCGAUGCGCGCCUACGCGAGCGACGAAGAGGCGGACGAGGGCGAGCUGGGGUCGGUGAUCCAGCAGCAGUAUGCCAAGCUCGCUUUGCGCGCCGGGAUGCCUUUGGACCCGGCGUGA
Molecule: messenger RNA, 3444 nt
Organism: Moesziomyces aphidis
Lineage: Eukaryota; Fungi; Basidiomycota; Ustilaginomycetes; Ustilaginales; Ustilaginaceae
Source: the annotation of a GenBank genome assembly